This is a messenger RNA of Charadrius vociferus (killdeer), 1977 nucleotides long. RefSeq names its product SLAIN motif-containing protein-like. Gene Ontology annotation, biological process: cytoplasmic microtubule organization; microtubule nucleation; positive regulation of microtubule polymerization. Gene Ontology annotation, cellular component: microtubule plus-end. Bases 1 to 1977 code for a protein of 658 amino acids. The transcript is spliced from 8 exons. The record is from RefSeq and is a predicted model, not a curated record. Lineage: Eukaryota; Metazoa; Chordata; Aves; Charadriiformes; Charadriidae.
AUGAUGGUAGUGCCUGGAAAUGCCCCGGUCAUACAGCAGGAUCGUGCUCUGGAGCCUGACUUAGGACGAGACUCAACGGAGAACUGUGCCAUGGGCCCUGAGACGGAGCCGGUGUCUGAGGAGGUUGGCCCGGAGCUAGAGGAGGUGCGAAAGCUGCGGGAGCUGGUGAGGAGACUGGAGAUCCAGAAUCAGCACCCAAGAAUGAAGAGUGGCAGGAGCAUGCUUGGGACAAACAUGCAGAGCGAGCUCCAUACUGGUGUGGAUAACCAUGACUCCGGUCUUAACGGGAUGGAGAUUAAUAAUAGCAUCAACGCGAUAACUGAGAAGCAAGAAUUGCAAAUAAUGGCAGAUCUGCACAACCAAUUAAGCAAAAUGAGAAAAGAGGAAGGAGAGAACAACUGCCUGAGAAAAGACAUAGAUGCCCAAAUGCAGUAUAGUUGCAACAGUGCCACUGAGGAAUUGUCUUCCAGCACAUGCGAGGCGGAAACAAAGGCUGAUGAUAACAUUAGAUGUUCUUCACGGGUGGAUACAAGUAAUAGCACAGAGCUUAUGGGAAACUUGGUCAUUGCAGGUAUUGAUUCCUCAGUCAAAAUAAACGAACAAAAUACCAAUGAAAAAUGUGGAGAUCUAGACAGUCUUUCGAAUAACACACAUCUGGAUGAAGUGAAAGUGUUAGAACUUGAAAACUGCAAUGAAGAAGAAGAUAGCUGGCUCUAUGUGUCCCCGAGAAAAUCUACAGAUCCGAAAACAGACUCGCCUUUAAAAUGGUGCCGCCAGGUGUUGGAUAAUCCCAGUCCCGAGACAGAAGCAGCCUGCCGGACUCUGAUAAACAGACUUGAUCAAGCCAGUAGAUGGAAAAACCUGUAUUGCAGUCCGUUGGCCUCACCAAGCGCGCAUAAUUUGAAUACAGAGACAGGCUCCUGUAGCAAUGCACUAAACUCUCCCGGGCAUCUCAAAUCGACUAACAAAGCACUACUAACCUGUGGCAGCUCAGGUUAUUUGAGCAUGCAUUCUGCACUGAGCUCCCAGUCAUCUGUGGACAGUGAGCUGAGUACGUCCGAUGACUCCAUCUCUAUGGGCUAUAAACUGCAGGACUUGACUGAUGUCCAGGUGAUGGCACGCCUUCAGGAAGAAAGCCUCCGUCAGGAUUGUGCCUCGAGCUCUGCCUCGGUAUCGCGCCGCAGUUCCAGUGCCUCCCUUCACUCUCUGCGAAGAGGUACCUACAGUGACCAGGAGUUCGACACCUACAGCCUUGAGGAUGAGGAUGAUUACGAUUGUUCCCUGUCGUACCGUAGCGCUCACAGAUACUCACCGUCCCCGCUCAGUUCCCCCCGGUGUCAGUCCCCUUCUUCCACUGCAGAUUAUGGCAGGUCAUCGACUUCCCGUAUCCGUCCCCCAAGGAGAUCGGUGCAAAGUCCGAUGCAGGACCGGCUCAAGUAUGCAAACAGCGAAGAGGAGAUGCGUCACAGCAUGCCCAACCUGGCCAGGACCAGCCUUCGAGCUUUGGAGUCUGUACGGAGCAGUCGGAGCUUGGAGUCAGAUCUGCAGGUGCCAAGCAGUCGAAUUCCCAGGACUCAGCAGCGGUCAGGAGGUCUGGCUCCCAGUAAGCUCAGGUAUUCCUCCAGUGCUGGGCAGUCUCCCUUAACGGUGCGACAACCGAUGAAAGCGGGGUCCUGCACAAACUCCCUGUUAACACCCAGGCAGCCCGUCAAAGCCUGCAGUUACACGAGUCCCAUUAGCGGAGUUCGAAAGCCACAGGCAUCUUCACUUAGCACGGGCUCUUCCAGUAGCAGUUGCACUACCAGAAGCAGCAAUAUGGUCACUGUGGCAAAAAAUUCAUCCCUUAAAGCGCGCACGUCUGUUGGAGGAAUCUCGGUGCCCAAGAGCAAGCCGGCACCGCCAUCCAGGAGAUUUCUUCAGUCGGCACAGACGGCUCAGGCCGCUGAGGACGACUCCUGGAAGGACGGGUGUUACUGA